Messenger RNA from Cololabis saira (Pacific saury), 2315 nucleotides. RefSeq names its product ankyrin repeat and SOCS box protein 2-like. The record is from RefSeq and is a predicted model, not a curated record. Gene Ontology annotation, molecular function: protein binding. Gene Ontology annotation, cellular component: ciliary inversin compartment. Bases 272 to 2038 code for a protein of 588 amino acids. Gene Ontology annotation, biological process: protein localization to ciliary inversin compartment; intracellular signal transduction. The transcript has 8 exons. Lineage: Eukaryota; Metazoa; Chordata; Actinopteri; Beloniformes; Belonidae.
UUAUGUUAUGUUGCAGUGUGGUUGCUUAGUUUGUAAACCGGACAGGGUAGCAAAGGAGAGGACCUAGCGUGUAUUAUCUGCAGCGCUGCUUAUCUCUGGACGUCCGAGUCUUUAUAUGGACGGAGCCGUCACUCCGCCGCCCGACAAUUGACUCCCAAAAUAAUCCGAGAGCGCAGCUGAGCCCUGCUCCCUGCUCCGCUCCCCGCGCUGCUCCGCCGCCGUCCCCUGGGAAAACCGGCGGAAAAAACAAACAAACAAAUCUAUCACAAUAAUGACGAAAUUCAGCUAUUCCGACUACUUAUCUCAGUUCCGUAACGCUGGCCGUAAAUGUAACAAUGUUCCGCCGCGACUGACGGGAGGGAGCGGGGGAGGAGACGAUCCGAGCGACGGACGGAUAGAGGAUGCUGACCCAGUGAUGUUUGCCAUUGGGAGAGGAGAUGUGGAGGCGGUUAAUGAUCUGGCAACAUCAUCCUCUCCCAGCCUGCUAAAGGAGAACAAAGAUGGUUGGAUACCUUUGCAUGAUGCUGCCUACUGUGGACAGGCGGAGUGCUUGAAGAUCUUAUUGAGGGCCCAUCCAGGUUCAGUAGACAAGCGUACGUUGCAGGAACAGACGGCGUUGCUGCUCGCUGUGUCAUGUGAACACUUGCCUUGUGUGCAGUGCCUUCUGGAGUCAGGCGCUGACCCUGACAUCUGCGGCAACAACAAAGAAACUCCAUUGUACAAAGCAUGUGAAGUGGAGAAUGUGGACAUGGUGAGCCUACUUCUCUCGUAUGGUGCCACUGUGAACCAACGGUGUGGUCAGGGCUUGACAGCCCUCCAUGAAGCUGUAUCCAGAGACAAUAAAGAGAUCUGCGAGAUGCUAAUAAGAGCUGGGGCCACAAUCAAUCCAGCUCACACUUACAGCAUCGCACCACUCAUUGUAGCAGCUCAACAAGGACGGAUGAAGGCACUGAGUUACCUCAUUGAAAAAGGAGCAAAUGUGAACGUGCAGACAUGUGACGGUGUUACUGCUCUCCAUGAAGCUAGCAACAAUGGCCACAAGGAAGUUGUAGCCUUACUGCUGAGUAAAAAUGCAGAUGCCAACAAGCCUACUAACUCGGGACUGCUACCACUGCAUAGUGCUGCCCAGUCUGGACACCAUGAGAUUGUGUCCCUCCUCGUCUCAGUGACAAGUCGAGCCAGGCUGCGGCAAAGCUGGAUCAGCCCGCUCCACCUGGCAGCCGAGCACGACAGACACGCUGUGGCAGCUGUGCUGCUGAAGACAGGUGCAGACGUAAAUGCCACGCUGGCCCACAGUCACGCCGCACAGUACGCUGAUCGACGAGCCACGCCACUGUACUUCGCUGUUGCCAACGGCAGCACCAAAACAGCAGAGGUGCUACUAAACGCCGGUGCCAGUCUCAGUCUGGAUCCAGUCAGUCCUCUUCUGAUGGCUGCACGGCAGGGCUGUGUCAGCACGGUGUCUCUGCUGCUGGAGCGAGGGGCUGAUCUCAAUGCCAGAAUCCCAUCCUAUGACUUGACAUUUCCAGCUCUAGUUGCACUUUCUAUGAAUAACCUGCCUCUUCUCGAGCUCAUUUUGAAAAACGGCUGUGAUGCCCUGCCUUGUUUCACCUGCACUUACGGGAGUGUCCCUCACCCACAUCCAGAAAGAACCAAUUUAAUAACGGCUGGCAGGAAUGGGCAUGUUUUGCAGAAUGACAGUUUGUUUCCUUUAAACUGCAGUGAGCCAACAGAAAGACCAGGACAGUUCUGUGAAUGGAUAUCAACACCAGUAAUGUGUAAAUGGGCAGGACCUAUAAUAGACCUUCUGCUGGAGCAUGUUGGCAACGUUCAGAUGUGCAACAAACUCUCUGAUCUGCUGGACAGCAGAGAAGAAUGGCACUCUGUUAAGACUAAGUCAUUGUCACCACGUCCGCUGCUGCACCUCUGUAGAUUAAGCAUUCGGACCCAGAUGGGGAGACAUAGACUGAGAUCCAUUAAAAGCUUAAGUCUGCCACACAGAUUGAUCAGAUAUUUGAACCUGGAUGAAGGACAUUAAGAUAACUUCACACAAUAUAGUCCUCAGACUUGACUAAAUGUAACUUAUUCUUGAUUUUAAUGUUACAUCCAAUAUCUUGAUUCUGUAAAUGUUUCUUUCAUGUUAAAAUAUCUAUUUAUAACAAUAUGUGAUAUGACAGUAAGAUCCUUUAAUAUGUCUGUUUUUUUUCAAAGAAACCUAUAAAAGAAGUUAAAAGAAAAAAUAUCCAGUGCCAAAAAGAGCUCUUGAGGGAAGUUGAAUCAUUUAUUUAAAAAUAAAAAGCAUUGUGUCAAAUGUA